Molecule: messenger RNA, 3336 nt
Organism: Zingiber officinale
Lineage: Eukaryota; Viridiplantae; Streptophyta; Magnoliopsida; Zingiberales; Zingiberaceae
Product: U-box domain-containing protein 4-like
Exons: 2
Coding region: 386-1693 (435 amino acids)
Cellular component (GO): nucleus; cytoplasm
Molecular function (GO): protein binding
Source: RefSeq, a predicted model, not a curated record
ACGGAUAAAAGUCAGGUACCGCCCAGCAUUCGCGACUGUCGCGGUGGGACCCUCUGUGUGCCUAGUUUUUGUAUUUUGUGGUGCCCAGAGUACAGGUCGAUCUAACCCAAACUGCCACCUGUACUCGACUUCGACCGCCGCAGGCGGAACAAACGGCGCUGCCGCCACCGCACCGCACAAGGCGGCGCGAUCCCAACGCUCCAUUCCUCCCGCCGCACGUCGCCCAUCCACCCACCCACCUCAGCGCAACUCGACAAAAACCCUCGCUCCAAAACUUACCCCGCUCCCCUUCCCUCCCCUUCCCUCCUUCCUCUUCCAAUCCCCUCCGCUCCUUGUCCGUUUCGCCCACCGACGCCACGCCCCACUGCUUUCCUCUUCCUUCGCCAUGGUCUUUCUCGCCGACUCGUCCUCCUCCCGAAUCCAGCGCUCCCUCGGCCGCUCCAUGCGCACCCUCCGUUCCAACCUAUUCCGCAACGAUCCGCCCGCCGGCGCUUCGCCGCAUGCGGGCUCCGCCGCUGUAUCAGAGAAUUUGACGGACUCGCUCGUCGACUUCCAGCUGCAGCAGCUCGCCGUCGGCUCUCCCCGCGGUUCCGAUGCCAAGUCCGCCGCCUCCUCCGCCGAAUCUGUUUCCGAGAUUCUCGAGCUAUCGCGGGAUUUCUCUGACUGUUCCGGCUUCAGCUCGGAUAUAUCCGGCGAGCUUCAGCGGCUCGCCUCUGCGCCACCCGCUGAGGCGCAGCCGAGCCCCUCGGCGUCCGCGGCCGCCGAUGCUGAGGCGUACGAGUUCGUGUUUGCCUUGUCGUCGUCGUCGUUGGAGGCCAUCGAGAGCGCUUCGGUCGAGAGCAUCGGGCCGGCGGUUGGCGCGUGCGUGGAGGCGCUUGGGGCGUCGUCCCCGGAGUUGAAACGGGCGGCGGCGGCGGGAAUACGGCUCUUGGCGAAGCACCGGUCGGACUUCCGUGCGCUGAUCGGGGCAUCGGGGUCGAUUCCGGCGCUGGUGCCUCUGCUGAAGAGCAUCGACCCUGCGACGCAGGAGAGCGCGGUGACGGCGCUUCUGAAUCUCUCGCUGGAGGAGGAGAACAAGAAGCCCAUCACUACCGCGGGGGCUAUCAAGCCGAUGGUAUACGCGCUGCGGACGGGGACAGCAGUGGCUAAGCAGAAUGCUGCCUGCGCACUGCUUAGCCUGUCGAUGAUCGAGGAGAACCGGGGGGCAAUCGGUGCCUGCGGGGCGAUUCCGCCGCUGGUGUCUCUGCUCGUGAGCGGUUCGAGCCGGGGAAAAAAGGAUUCCCUAACCACGCUGUACAAGCUGUGCUCGGUCCGGCGGAACAAGGAAAGGGCUAUCAGCGCCGGGGCGGUGCCUCCACUGGUGGAGCUGGUGGGGGAACGCGGCGGCGGCACAGUCGAGAAGGCGCUGGUGGUGCUAGGAAGCCUGGCUGCGGUGCCGGAGGGUAAGGAUGCGGUGGCGGAAGCGGGAGGGAUCCCGGUGCUGGUCGAGGCAAUGGAAACCGGACCAACAGCUGGGAGAGAGUUCGCUGUGCACGCGCUGCUGCAGCUCGCCGCCGAAAGUCCCCAUAUCCAAAGGCUUCUCUUGGGCGAAGGCGCAAUCCCACCAUUGGUUGAGCUUUCGCAGGCUGGCUCAACGCGAGCUAAGCGCAAGGCAGCGAUGCUGCUGGGCUAUUUGCGGGAGCUGCGGCACUAGAACAACUCCUCUGCGCCAGCCAUGGCAGACUAAAGAUCACUCGGUAACGUUAAUCCCUGUUCAAAUUUAUCAUUUUCUAUACAUUUUAAUCGCCAUCAGUAUGACUCUUGAUAGAAGUAUCAUUUUCUGGAGUUGUAUGUGUGUGUAUAUAUCUAUAUAAUAUUGUUUGUAUAAUUCAACUAGAUUUGGGGAAAUGUGGAUUGGUCUUGAGUAGGAUUUGAUUUUUUAGCUGUGUAGUACAAAAAUUUCUUGUAGUAACCAAUAUUAGUUGCAUCUUUUUCUCUAAAGGAGUGUUCGAUAUGAUUGAAGGAUGUGUUGCUCCGUUCAACUGAUUCACUCGGGAACCAAUAGCCGAAACUCGUCUCUUUGAACCUGAACAAUUGGGGAGGAGGACCCAUGAUAUUACAACCUGUUUCAGCAUGUAAACACCAAUCUUCAGGAAUGCAAAUCCUUUACUAAAGAGCCCCUUCAUAGAAAUCUUGUAGAUGAGCCUCCACUCAUCUUUUGUUGUCUUUGUCAAUAAUGCAUUAAGUGGUUGCAGGAGCUGAACUAACUACAUAGUAAACCAAAUUAAGACUGUCCAUAGUCAUGCCAAUGACGCGCGGCAUACGAAAGCUACUCCCCAGCCAAUGCUUGGAAAAACAUUAUUUAAACAUGACGCGAUCUCUGUUUUUUGUGCUUCUAAAACGGAUCUGAUGAUCUUCAUGCUAUUAACAAUUAGGAAUGUUCUGACAUAUUUGUAUUUGCUAAUUGCAGCCUUAUUAGGUAAUGACUUAUGAUCUUCUAUCAUCCAUAAGCUAAUUAAGUCGAGAUAUUCAUCAAACUGAGAAUAAGCUUACGCAUGCAUCUGGUGAUUUUUUUCUCUUCUUCAUGUUCAGCUAAGUUUCCCUGCCGACCAAUAAGACAACAUAGGUUACUUCAUCCAAAUAUUAUUGAUGAAUAGCUAGUUAAAAUAUUUGCCUGCUACUUUGUGACAUUGUCAGGGCUAAAACCAUAAUGAUCCUCCUAUAUUCAAAGAUCAUAAUAUGCUUAUCACACCACCUUAAACUUUUGAAACAAAUGAUCAUUAGAAUGUAAAGCAAAAAAAAUCAUUCUAUUAGAAUAUUCACACCUUAAUUAAGCAACUAGUAUGAACUAUUUCAGUGAAAUUAUUUACUUUUGUUUGUAUGAGCAACUUAAAUUGUUUAGUGUUGAUGAUUUUAAAAUAAGUCUUUUCUUGCUGAAAUUCUGCAUUGAGACAAAGUUUGGUGCAUGGGAAUUGGCUCUUCCUCUCACAGCCUCUUGAUAAGAUAGAAUCCCAGAAGCUAAAUGACUCAUUAUUUGCACAACUUGGCUUAUGAAUAGCACCUUCAAACUGCAGUGAUGGUCACUGCUAUGUCUUAUAUGACCUUGGAAAUAAUUUAUCCAUGGCCACAUAUCAAUUUCAGGAGUCAUUGUCAACAACACAGCACAUAAACUCAGGUAUUCUAACACAAUUGUUAUUGUAUUGCAAGCAAUUACUGUAAUCUCUGUGGCCAAGCAUCCGUUUUAGUAGAUAUUGGUUGAUAAGUGUGUUGGCUAUUCCAGCCGGCUGAGGGUUGAGAUGGUGAUAGCUUUAAGUGCCUGUAUCAAUACAAAUAUGUGUCUUGGGACUCUGUUGGCUU